CCUCUCCCUUGCUCAAUCUCAUUCAUUGUUUGUCUUGACUUGAGAUCUGUAGCUGUCUCCAAGUUAGAGAUGUCUCUGAGAUUUGGAUGUAGUUGCACCAUAGGAGCAUUCCUCCUUGUGCUAGCAUCCAUCUCAAAGAGCUCCCAUGCAGCAAGGAUAGUUGUUGGAGACUCCCAGCACUGGCGAUUUGGCUUCAACUACAGUGAUUGGGCUCUAAAAAAUGCGCCCUUCUACCAACAUGAUACUCUGGUGUUCAUGUAUGAUCCUCCCAGCAACACCACAUUCCCGCACAGUGUGUACUUGCUGAAGAAUCUUCGAAGCUAUCUGGCGUGCGAUUUCAAGAAGGCCAAGCUGGUUGGGAAUGUCAUGCAAGGAGGGGGGAAUGGCUUACAGUUUGCGCUGAAGAAGAGGAAGCCUCACUACUUUGCUUGUGGGGAGAGAAACGGUGUUCACUGUAAGUUUGGACUCAUGAAGUUCCCCGUGCUUCCUAAACGACGUUGCCAUGCUUGAAGAUUUCCAGGGAAGACGCAGUGCUCUUUAGAGUUGCUACCAAUCCUCUCUUUUCUUUACGAUAGCUGGGGAGGAUUUACUAAGGUUUUUAGCAUUACCAACCUAGAUCUUUUCGAAAAGUGUUUCUUGUUAUAAGAAAACAAUAUAUAAUUUUAUGACUGGAGAUGAGUUUGUUUUGUUUUUUGUGGGAAAAAUGGAGAUGACUUUUGUUAAAGGGAA
Molecule: messenger RNA, 729 nt
Organism: Phoenix dactylifera (date palm)
Lineage: Eukaryota; Viridiplantae; Streptophyta; Magnoliopsida; Arecales; Arecaceae
Product: blue copper protein-like
Molecular function (GO): electron transfer activity
Source: RefSeq, a predicted model, not a curated record